Fundulus heteroclitus (mummichog) is the source of this 1080-nucleotide messenger RNA. RefSeq names its product hydroxyacid oxidase 1-like. Gene Ontology annotation, molecular function: oxidoreductase activity; FMN binding. NCBI's taxonomy places the organism in Eukaryota, Metazoa, Chordata, Actinopteri, Cyprinodontiformes, Fundulidae. The record is from RefSeq and is a predicted model, not a curated record.
GACAGGGAGCUGCUUAAAGGACAACCAUGUCUGGACUACGUGUGUGUGUCUCAGAUUUUGAGGAAGAAGCCAAGAGGGUUCUCCCUAAAGCCGCGUACGACUACUACCGCUCAGGAGCUGAUGGGCAGAGCACGCUGGCUGACAAUGUGGCUGCCUUUAACAGGUGGUGUCUUAUCCCCCGCGUGCUGAGGGAUGUGUCCGUGGUGGAUCUGUCCGUCUCUGUGCUGGGCCAGAAGCUUAGCAUGCCCCUCUGUGUUGGAGCCACAGCCAUGCAGAGAAUGGCUCAUCCUGCAGGAGAGACGGCUACAGCUAGAGCAUGCAAAGCCGUAGGAACGGGUAUGAUGCUGAGUUCCUGGGCCACGUCCAGCAUAGAGGAGGUGAUGUCAGCAAUGACAUCCACACCAGGCAGUGGAGGCGUCCUCUGGAUGCAGCUUUACAUCUACAAGGACCGGGAGCUCACACUGUCAUUGGUGCGCCGGGCAGAGAAGGCUGGAUACAAGGCUCUCUUUGUUACCGUGGAUACGCCUUACCUGGGGAAGAGGUUGGAUGAUGUGCGCAACCGUUUUAAAAUGCCCUCUCAUUUAAGAAUGUCAAACUUCUCCUCAGCCUCGCUGUCCUUCUCAGAGGGUGACUAUGGCAAUGACAGUGGCCUGGCUGUCUAUGUUGCUAAUGCUAUAGAACCGGCCCUCAGCUGGGACGACAUCACCUGGCUGAAGAAGCACACGCGCCUCCCUGUGAUCAUAAAAGGCGUUCUAAAUGGUCAGGAUGCUGUCCAGGCUGUGAACUACGGAGUCAGCGGCAUCCUGGUGUCCAAUCACGGAGCUCGACAACUCGAUGGUGUUCCUGCAACGCUGGAUGUGCUGGAAGAGGUGGUGAAGGCCGUACAGGGUCGCUGCGAUGUCUACAUGGAUGGAGGAGUGAGGCGAGGCACAGACGUCCUCAAGGCUUUAGCUCUGGGAGCGAAGGCAGUCUUCAUCGGUCGCCCAGUGUUGUGGGGGCUUGCCUGUCAGGGAGAAGAAGGGGUCAUUGAGCUACUGGAACUUCUAAAGGAGGAGCUCCGACUGGCUCUGGCUUUGUCAG